GGUUGGUUAAAAAUGAAUCAGUGUAUUUUGCGCUGUUCGGUUAUCAACGUUUAUAAGGUCUUGUGUACGACAUAAUUUUUCAUUUUUUUCGAGAUAGCCAACAAAUAAUCAUUCAUGUCUGAUUGGCGAAGUAUACCUUCUGAAAAUAAGCAUAGAGAAUUUCUUGAGAAAUUCAGUUCUAUUUUAAUUGAUUUUGCGUUCGAAAGCGUAUCUCGAAAUAAUCCUGUUUCAAGAUGGAGAGAUGCAAAUUAUUUGCAAGAAAUUUUAAACUUUGAUUUAUUAGAAGAACCAAAAUCACAAAAGGAUCUCUUAUUGGUAGCAAAUAAAAUCUUGAAAUAUAGUGUUAAAACUGGCCAUCCAUAUUUUAUGAAUCAACUCUUUUCUGGAUUAGAUCCUUAUGGCUUGGCAGGACAAUGGUUGACUGAUGUCCUAAAUGCUUCAGUAUAUACGUACGAAGUAGCACCUGUACUAACUUUGAUGGAGAAAACCUUGAUUAAAAAAUUAUUGUCUAUGUUUUAUAAAAAUGAUAAUGGAUCUGAAUUGGGUGAUGGAUUGUUUUGUCCAGGUGGAUCUUUUGCGAAUGGAACGGCUAUUAAUUUGGGACGAUUUUCUUUUAGACGUGAAAACAAGGAUUUGAUGGCAAAGCCAGUUUUCUUUGCGUCGGAAGAUGCUCACUAUUCAGUAUCAAAAUGGGCAAACCUUUGCAAUGUAAAUGUCGUUUUUGUGAAAACGGAUGAUUUAGGUCGAAUGAGCGUAGAUGAUUUGAAGACUUCUAUUCGACAAGAACAAGAACAAGGCAGUUCUUUGUUUAUGGUCUUCGCCACUGCUGGAACGACGGUGUUAGGAGCUUUCGAUCCAUUGAUCGAAAUAGCAGAUAUUUGUCAGGAUUUAAAAAUGUGGUUACACGUUGAUGCAGCUUGGGGUGGUGGCUUAAUAUUCAGUAAAAAACACAGUGGUCUUUUAAGAGGAAUAGAAAGAGCUGAUUCUAUUUUAUUUAAUCCUCACAAGUUACUUGCUGUUCCACAGCAGUGUUCCUUACUUUUAACAAAGCAUAAUGAUAUUCUGACUAAAGCACAUUCUAAGGGAGCUACUUAUUUGUUUCAAAAGGAUAAAUUUUACUCUGCUGAGUUAGACCCUGGGGACAAGUAUCUACAAUGCGGACGCAGAGCAGAUGUUUUGAAGUUUUGGUUUAUGUGGCAGGCUAAGGGAUCAUCGGGCUUUGAAAGACAUAUUGAUCAUCUAAUGUCACUGUCAGCUUACUUUAAAGAAGAAAUUGAGAAAAAAGAAAACUUUGAGCUAGUGACACAGCCAUGUUUUAUUAAUGUGUGUUUUUGGUUCAUUCCUUUGCACUUGAAAGACAAGUAUUCUAUAUACAAUUAUGAGAAAGAGUUGAAUAAGGUAGCUCCUAAGUUGAAGGGGAAAAUGACAAAAAGAGGUAGUUUAAUGAUCAACUAUCAACCAUUACGCGAGAAACCAAAUUUCUUUCGAUUCGUAGUACAAAAUUCUGGAACAGAUAUGCAAGAUGUUAACUAUGUAUUAGAAGAACUCGAAAAUCUUGGGGAGUCCUUAUGAAUUCCAAUAUGAGGUUAUAUAUAUUUAGAUAUUUUAUAAUUAGCUUUUUUUGGAUUUUUUUCUUUAUUGUAUGCACUUGCUGCUUCUAGUAUACACUAGAUUAACAAAAUAUUAAACACUUUCUUAAGUUAUCUUGAUAGACAAUUUCUGAAUUGUCAGAAUUUCAAGGACAAAACUCUAUUACUUAUAUAUAUGGACUUCGAUCGAAUUCUGAAUCAGUGUUAGACGUCCUGCUAAUGAGACAUACAUUAUAUCCGUGAUAUCAAGGUAGGAGGUCAUUUCGUGAUUGCGUUUGUCCUACAGCCCUAGAGACCCCACAUCGUAUGCGAACGAACCGACUAAUCCUGAUACGACUGACAGCACACAGGGAAGCCAUAUAUUUAUACUACUUUGCCUGUACUGAUUUUCCAUGACUGUACAACAUCAUGGUAGGUCUCUGAGUGCUCGUAGAAGGAGAUUGUACCAAUAAUAAGUAACAUUUUCUCAUAUUUUUUUUCUUUUUCGUUUUAUUUUUGUUUAAAAUAAUUUUUUCUAUUGCAAUAUAACUUGCUUCGAAACAAUCAAUUCGCAAGACCUAUUUUUCAUGAUUGCAGUGAACUUCGCGAAUCGACUUAAUUUAUAAGAAACGGAAGAAUUCUUUUGGAUCAAUUAUUCAUUUCGAUAGACUUUGAUGAGUUCCAUUUUAAACGAAUUUCAUAAUAUUACUUUACUGAUUACUUCAUUUUUGUUAUUGGCACGAUUUAUUAAUGCAGUGAUGCACUAAUUAUAUAUAUAUUUGCGACCUCCUUUUUCGGACAAACGUACUACCCGAAUUUCUAAUAUUUUUUUUUUUUUAUUAUAUUAAUAAAUAUAUGUAUAGUAAUAAUAUGAAUUUGUUCUUAUUGCAUGUAAAAUUCAUGAAAGUGUUAUUAUCUCAAAUAGUAUUUAUUUGAUUCUUUAGGAGAAUAUAAUUUAUGCAUAAUUGCUUAUUAUGAAAUAGUUGUCUUUUUAAUUAAAACGAUAUUAGGAUUAUUUGGACAAAUGAAAUAUUCGAAAGUCGAGUCUUUUUUCGAUUGUCACAGACGGUAGAUUGCUAAUUAUUUUUAAAUUGAUGAAAAUGCACGUGAAUAAUUCGAUAAUUAUCGAUGUUAAAGAUUAAAAGCAUUAUUUCUAGAAUGGGAAUUACGUGAUCAUUUAACGAAGAUGAAAUGGAAUACGUUGAUCUCAUUUGGAGAUUAAUUGUAUAUAAACAGCCUUGACACAAUGGCCAAUUAUAAGUAACCCUUAUGAUUUGCGUUAAAACAGAUGUUCGAAUUAAAUUAUUUAUCUUGUUGUAUUACUCUUAACUUGAAUUAUACAUUUAUAAUAGAAUAAAGUUAAUUUAUGAAUAA
Polistes canadensis is the source of this 2942-nucleotide messenger RNA. RefSeq names its product cysteine sulfinic acid decarboxylase-like. Gene Ontology annotation, molecular function: pyridoxal phosphate binding; carboxy-lyase activity. The record is from RefSeq and is a predicted model, not a curated record. Gene Ontology annotation, biological process: carboxylic acid metabolic process. Gene Ontology annotation, cellular component: cytoplasm. NCBI's taxonomy places the organism in Eukaryota, Metazoa, Arthropoda, Insecta, Hymenoptera, Vespidae. The coding region runs from base 115 to 1572 and encodes 485 amino acids. The transcript is spliced from 6 exons.